CGGCGCGCGCCCCUCGGGCCCCGCCCAUCGCCCCGCGGCGUCACGUGACUCGGCGGCGGCUCCCGGCGCGGUUGGACGCUGGAGGCCAAGAUGGCGGCGGAGCUGGUGGAGGCGAAAAACAUGGUGAUGAGUUUCCGAGUCUCAGAUCUUCAGAUGUUGCUGGGUUUCGUUGGCAGGAGUAAAAGCGGACUUAAACAUGAACUAGUCACCAGAGCGUUGCAAUUGGUGCAAUUUGACUGCAGCCCUGAGGUUUUCAAGAAAAUUAAGGAGCUCUAUGAGACUCGCUAUAACAAGAGGAGCUCUGAAGCUGCUCAGCCCCAGCCCCAGCAGCACCGCUCCGCUGAGGCACUCUCCAUACACUCCAGCUACGACCGCGGGAGCACCAUUCCCCGGACUACUAUCACCACCACUAACAUUGACUAUCCUGCUCUCUAUGGGAAAUACCUUAACGGACUGGGGAGGUUGCCCCCCAAAGUUGCAAAGCCUGAAGUUCGCCUGGUGAAACUUCCCUUCUACACGACCCUGGAUGAGCUGUUGAAGCCAACAGAAUUAGUCUCUUUUUUUCCUUCUCCAGUUCCACAGAAUAAUGAGAAGCUUCAGGAAAGUCCAUGUAUUUUUGCAUUAACACCGAGACAAGUGGAGUUGAUCAGAAAUUCCAGGGAGUUGCAACCUGGUGUGAAAUCAGUUCAGGUUGUCCUAAGAAUCUGUUACACAGACACUAGUUCUCCUCAGGAGGAUCAGUACCCCCCGAACAUCGCUGUGAAAGUGAACCACAGCUACUGCUCAGUGCCGGGCUACUAUCCAUCAAACAAGCCUGGAGUGGAACCUAAAAGGCCCUGUCGUCCCAUCAACCUCACCCAUCUCAUGUACUUGUCUGCAGCCACCAAUCGCAUCACCGUUACCUGGGGGAACUACGGGAAGAGCUAUUCCGUGGGGCUGUACUUGGUGCGGCAGAUGACCUCAGCAGAGCUGCUGCAGAGGUUGAAAACCAUCGGGAUCAAACACCCAGAACUCUGCAAAGCCCUUGUAAAAGAGAAGCUACGCUUGGACCCAGACAGCGAAAUUGCCACUACAGGUGUUCGUGUCUCGCUUAUCUGCCCGCUGGUGAAGAUGCGGCUGUCUGUGCCGUGCCGGGCAGAGACCUGUGCACAUCUGCAGUGCUUUGACGCAGUCUUCUACCUACAGAUGAAUGAGAAAAAGCCCACGUGGAUGUGCCCCGUGUGUGACAAACCAGCACCCUAUGACCAGCUAAUAAUUGAUGGACCUGGUGGAUGGAGUCCUAGAUGCAGACUGCAGAGCGAGCUGGGCUGGCAGCAGGGGCCACCUGAGGCAAGCCAGACAGCUGGCAACGAUGCUUGUCAGCUCCAGAAAUAUGGGUUCUCUAGAGAAGAGCACAAUAAAUUGCCUGGCUUUUGUCCAAGAGUAAAGGGAGAAACAAGGAGUGAAUUAAAGCCAAUAGAAAUCUCCACCCACCCCCCAGAAGAAGCUGCUUUGCCUCAGAACUCAGCGAGCCUGGUUUCCAGGCUGGGACCACUGACACCCACCGUGGUGCAGCCAAGCAGAGAGCAGCCCUGAGGACUGGUGGAGCAAGCUGCAUGGUUCUUGGCUUCUGGAAAAUUACCUCCACCCUCCUGGCUUGGAUAAUUGGCCUCUGAUCCAGGUUCCCUCAAAAGUAGGAAGCGUUGAGAGGAAUUGUUCAGGUGCACCCAGCUCCCUUGGCACACAAGGCAGUGAAGUGAGCAGAUGAGUCUCCACCUGGGUGGUGUAUUCCCAGGGCCAGGCUGGUAAUAUUCUGGGCAUUGCUGUGUUUGUAGGUACUGAUUUGGUCCAGGACUUGUGGCUUUUCAGACUGUCUGAAGCAGCUCAGGCAUAGAUAACCUGUUUGCUUUGCCCUGUGGCCAACACCGGCAGGAAAAGCCAGUUCCUUUGAGAUCUCCAACAAGGCUGCUGGGACUGAAGGGGAAGGUGUGAGGGGCUGGAUUGUGGAACCUCUACAGGUCAGCAAUGCACGUGUGAGUGGUGAGGUGAGGAGGAGGUUGUCACUGGUGAAGGCUCAGUGGAUCUCUUUGUGCUCAAGGCUGGGCUUCAGCGUGGUUCUGUUGGAUGAAGGCAGCCUUCAGACCUCGCUUGAAAGUAAGCUGGAGGGAACCUGGUGGUCUCAGCUGGAGGUUGGUGGUCAAAAAAGGGGGCACAGGCUCCUGAGGAGGUGAGUGGUUGGUCGAGUCUAAGCUCCUCUGGGCCUUGUCAGCUUGUUUGGAAUUGCAGCCUUGGUGGUUGCUCAGCUGGGUGAUGACAGGACCAUCUGUGGAAACAUGUUUCUUACUUGAGCUGGGAGAAAGCAGCAACUUUCUCCCACCACUGUGCUGCAAAUAGUUCUCUGGAGCUUGUCAGGUUUUUGCUACUAGUUCUCCUUCAUACCAAAUGGAAACGUUCAAGGCCAGGAGUGAAUAAAGCCUUGCAGAACAGUGGUUCCAAUCGUAGGUGCAAAGAAACACCCCAGGCAAGGGGUGGGACAGGUCAGAAUGAAGCCAGGACCCAGUUUUGGAGGCACAGUGAGUGGAGGCUCGCUCCUUCUGGUCGGUGUCUUUGUCAUCGAGGUGUCUCCACUGGGUGUGUUUUCAGUGGGGGACAUGGGGUUUUUUGCUGUUGCAGGAGGCUGCUUAUAUUGUUUUGGUGGCUGCUGGGGAGGCUUUGGAAAACAAAAGGAAGGAAGUGAAGUACUGGAUUGCUUAGUUCCUAAUGUUGGAGGGUAUUUUGCCUUUGCUAAUGCCUCAGUGUGAAGGUUCCUGCACCAGCCCUCACCCAGCUCUAGAUGGGGCACCAAGAGACCUGGAAUCAGUGCCACUGCUUGGAAAACUGGGUGAAGAGGCAAAACUAUCUUCUAAUGGCAUGUAAUGAAACUGUUAGUUCGUGGGUCAGGUUCAUUGUCAGAAAGGACUGGGGUGGUUUAUGGGAAUAUAUCAA
This is a messenger RNA of Strigops habroptila (Kakapo), 2964 nucleotides long. RefSeq names its product protein inhibitor of activated STAT 4 (gene PIAS4). Gene Ontology annotation, molecular function: zinc ion binding; SUMO ligase activity; transcription coregulator activity. Gene Ontology annotation, biological process: regulation of transcription by RNA polymerase II; protein sumoylation. Bases 91 to 1575 code for a protein of 494 amino acids. The transcript has 10 exons. The record is from RefSeq and is a predicted model, not a curated record. NCBI's taxonomy places the organism in Eukaryota, Metazoa, Chordata, Aves, Psittaciformes, Psittacidae.